ACGCUCCCGGGAACUCUCUGGCCCGCGGCCGGCCGCGCUCGGACGCCGCUCGCCGGCGGCAGCGCGUCCCCAGCAUGUCGGCAGCCGUGGCGUGCCUGGACUACUUCGCGGCUGAGUGCCUGGUGUCCAUGUCCGCGGGCGCCGUGGUCCACCGCCGCCCGCCGGACCCCGAGGGCGCGGGCGCAGCGGCAGGUUCGGAGGUGGGUGCGGCGGCGGCGAUACAGCCGCCGGAGUCCGCUCUGCCGGGUCCGGGACCCCCGGGACCCGCCGCGUCGGUCCCCUCGCUCUCCCAGGUCCCCGCCCCUAGCCCCGGCGCGGGCGGUGGCGCGCCCCACCUGCUGGCUGCAAGCGUCUUGGCUGACUUGCGCGGCGGCUCUGGGGAGGGAUCCGGGGACAGCUCCGGGGACGCUCUGCUCGCUGCUUCUGCCUCCUGCGACCCGACCCCGAACUCCGGCCCGGCCCCGAGCCCCGAGCCGGGCCCCGCCUCCGGCGAGGCAGCGGUCUCCGGACCGGAAAGCUCCCCCGGCGCGCCCGCCGACCUGAGCGCACCUGCUGACCAUGGCGCACCUGCAGUCACCGGCGGGGGGUCUAGGGGGGCCCCGGGGGCCGGCCGCGCCCCUGCCGCGGCCCCGACGCCCCGGAGGAGACCUGUCACGCCAGCCGCCAAGCGCCACCAGUGCCCCUUCCCGGGCUGCACCAAAGCCUAUUACAAGUCAUCGCACCUGAAGUCCCACCAACGCACCCACACAGGAGAGCGCCCUUUCUCCUGCGACUGGCUCGACUGCGACAAGAAGUUCACGCGUUCCGACGAGCUGGCCCGCCACUACCGGACGCACACAGGCGAGAAGCGCUUCUCCUGCCCCCUGUGCCCCAAGCAGUUCUCCCGGAGCGACCACCUGACCAAGCACGCCCGCCGCCACCCCACCUACCACCCCGACAUGAUCGAGUACCGGGGGCGCCGUCGCACCCCCCGCGUCGACCCCCCGCCCCCCGACUCUGGCUCCGGCUCCGUCCAGGCCCCCAGUCUCACCACCUGCCUAUAGGACAGUCACUGCUGUCUAUUGUCCCCUCAAGGACGAUCCCUCAGGCUGCUGUUUUCCUGCCUUUUGUCCGCCCACUCCUCUUUUCCAGGCACUCCUCUACACCCAGGCACAGACUGGUUCUCCACUCCGAGGGCGGGUCCAGGCGAGCUUGUCGGACACGGGGGAGGGACUGGGGGCGUGAAUUCUUGCAGCACUCAUAGCAAGGGGGUGGGGCUGCCUGGAGACAAGCCCCCCAGGAACUGGUGAGAAGGGAUGAACUACGGUACUCGCCAGAGUACUGAAGAUUCUCCCCUCCCUGGAACCAGAGGAGCGAAGCAGGAAUUCUCAGAUCCCAAGGAGCUCUCAGUCUCAAAGGACUCUGGUGUCUCACUAGGGUGGACCUUGGAAAGGGUGUCAGGGGUGGCAGUCUUGGAAAUGUCCAGGACUGGGAUGGUGAGAGGUUUUUGGAAACAGAAAUGAUUUCUAUUUCUGUAAACAGCAAUGUUUACUAAUUUAUUUUUAGUAUCUUUUAAACAGGAAUUCCAGGUUGAUGGGAAGCUAAUGCCCUUCACUUCCCCCAAUUGCCCCCAGCCACCUCUACUAGGAGAGAGGCUAUUUAAGUAUCCAUGUGGAUGUGUGGCUGGGGGGCUUCUUGCUGUCUGGGGAGUGGUGUCAGUCUGUUGGCAGGUCCUGUUGCAUGACUUGGAACCCUAACUUGCGUCGCAGCCCUUCUACCCUUGCGGUGUCCUGCUUGGGGUUGAUAACUUCCUGGCUUGCUUUCGUGGUGAAAUCGUUAAAAGUGUUUGAAAAUAAUCAUAAAAUAUCAGAAAGAAAAGGAUGCUUCAGACUAGUUCCCCCUUAACUCAGAUGGCAAAUGCAAGCAACCUUGGGGGUGGGGCAGGGCCAAAGCAAAACCUUUAAAAACCAUUGGUAAUAUUCAGGGAAAUAGGGGCAUGUGGCCCAGGCUGACCCUGUCCCACCCCAAAUAAUCUCCCCCUUUCCCCCAUAAAGGAAUCAGGCAUCAAUGGUAUUUAUUUUUUCUAUAUAUGUCUCUGCUGCUAUGGGUGAAAUUGUUGACCACUCUGCUUGUGUAUGUGUGGAAAUAUAUAUUUGUGAUUCUUUCAUUGGAAA
Messenger RNA from Oryctolagus cuniculus (rabbit), 2153 nucleotides. RefSeq names its product KLF transcription factor 14 (gene KLF14). The record is from RefSeq and is a predicted model, not a curated record. Gene Ontology annotation, biological process: regulation of transcription by RNA polymerase II. Lineage: Eukaryota; Metazoa; Chordata; Mammalia; Lagomorpha; Leporidae. Gene Ontology annotation, molecular function: DNA-binding transcription factor activity, RNA polymerase II-specific; RNA polymerase II cis-regulatory region sequence-specific DNA binding.